AUGGACGGGGGUUGCUUUGGAUGCUUCUCCGGCUUGCUGGGAGCACUAGGUGUGCCUGGAGUUCGGAGGGCUCCCAGCAGUGUGCGCGUAGCUGCGGUGCAGUGCUCUUCGCAGAUGGGGUCCGCAGAUGCCAUUGAGGAGAAUGCCGACAAAAUGGAGCGGCUGGCACGACGCGCUGCGGCCAAAGGCGCCCAGAUCAUCGUCUUCCCCGAGGCGGCGCUCACCGGGUACACCUCCCAGCCCUUCCUCCACAACUGGCACACGCCACAGCGGAAGCUGGCGCCGCGCUUCGCCGGGAUCAACCCGGCCAAGGUGGUGCCCACAGUGGACUCCCCGAUUGUGCGGCGCUUUGUGGAUUUGGCGCAGGAGCUGGGAGUGUACCUCACCAUCCCUUUCGUGGAGGAGGUGUUGCACCCCAGCCGCCACUUCUUCAACACCGUUUGCCUGGCCUCUCCGGGCGGCAAGAUCGUCGUACAUUACCGCAAGACGCACCUCUGGGACUUUGUAGAUGGCAGCUGGGCCGACCGCGGCGACGGCCCGGGGAUGUACGACUCAGAGUUCGGGCGGAUCGGCCUGGGUAUUUGCUUUGACAUCCAUCGCCUUGCCGAGCUGUACAAGGGCAAGGAUCUGUGGGCGCUGCUGUACUCGGUGGCCUGGGUAGGGCACCGCACGGAUGGGCCCACCGAGCGAUGGUUCCGAAAGGACUUGCCCGAGACAUACUUGGGCACAGAGGGCGGUCUUCCAUGCUUUGUGGUGGCAGCCAACUGGAGCACAGAGCGCGAAUACAGCUGGGAUGGAGCGGGGUAUAGCUCCAUCUAUGGGCCGGAUGGUCAGCGGCUCGCCUUCCUGGACCUCGAGAUCGGGGACAACAUUCUCUAUCAGGACAUCCCCUGCAGGCCCUGA
Messenger RNA from Effrenium voratum, 903 nucleotides. NCBI's taxonomy places the organism in Eukaryota, Dinophyceae, Suessiales, Symbiodiniaceae. The record is from the annotation of a GenBank genome assembly.